This is a messenger RNA of Podarcis muralis (Common wall lizard), 4421 nucleotides long. RefSeq names its product high mobility group AT-hook 2 (gene HMGA2). Gene Ontology annotation, biological process: regulation of DNA-templated transcription. Gene Ontology annotation, molecular function: DNA binding; transcription coregulator activity. Lineage: Eukaryota; Metazoa; Chordata; Lepidosauria; Squamata; Lacertidae. The record is from RefSeq and is a predicted model, not a curated record. Gene Ontology annotation, cellular component: nucleus; chromatin.
GGCAGCUCACUCCCAGCCUCCAGCAUCGUGGUGGUUGUUUGGGGGGUGGGGGGAGGAGAGAGAGAGACCCUUGUCGUCCAAUCCCUCCGCGCUUAUCCAACUAUAGCUCUAUUUUCAAGCCCCCCCCCCCCGCUCCGAUCUCUCUUCCUCUCCCGGCGUGCCUGAUUCAAGGCAGCCGAAAGGCGCGCUGGGUCCUCUGCGCGUCUUUGCCAUGCGUCUCCUCUGGAGCUGAAACGCACCGGAGGGCUGCGGAGCCCCCGCUCGCCUACGACGAGGAGCGCGCGCGUCCCGCCCGACCGCCCACCCUUCCUGCUCUCUCGUGGCGGCGUUGCAAGCCAGCCUCGACGUCUCCCCCCCCCAGCCCCCCGAAAGCAAAAAAGGAAAAAAGGGGGGAAAGCCCCCUUCCAAAAGCUGCGUCCUCCUGCCUUUCCAAAUUGCAAAAAGAGGCUGCAGCAAACACCCAACACCACCAUUAUUACCACCGCCGUCGUCGCCACCUCCUCCUCCUCCCUUUCUCCUUUUGGCAGCACCAGGACGUCCGGUGUGGUGCUUCUGCUGCUGCUGCUGCUGCUGGGGGCAGCGCGCACGCGAGCUCGCCUUCGGCGCCUGCCGCUUUCUUCCGAGGUGCCUGGCCGGGCGGGGCGAGCGAUCGCGGAGGCGACGAGAGCGCGGCUGCAGCCCAAGCCAGGAGCCACGAUGAGCGCGCGAGCCGAAGGAGCCGGCCAGCCCUCGACUUCGGGAAGCGCCGCCGCCGCUGCCGCCGCUUCCCAGGAGCAACCUGCCACCUCGGAGCCCCCGAAGAGGGGUCGCGGCAGACCCAGGAAGCAACCCCAAGAACCAAUGGGAGAGCCAUCUCCUAAAAGACCAAGAGGAAGACCUAAAGGAAGCAAAAACAAGAGUCCCUCUAAAGCAGCGCAAAAGAAAGCAGAAGCUACUGGAGAAAAACGACCAAGAGGCCGGCCCAGGAAAUGGUACAGUCGUACCUUGGCUCCCAAAUGCCUUGGGAGUGAAACAUUUCAGCUCCCAGACAGCCGAAAACCGGAACCACAACAGGUGACCCAGAAGAAGCCAGCUCGGGAACAGACUGAAGAGACAUCCUCACAAGAAUCUGCAGAAGAUGAUUAGAAGACCACACAUUGCAAUUUCUACCUCAUCAGCAGUUGGGUCUUUUGAAGGGAGAAGACACUGCCUUGACCACUUGCUUCUGUUGCCACAACCUUUCCACUUUGGCCUGAGGGGGGACGGGGAGGGGGGAAAUCACAUAACCUUAAAAAGGACUUAUUAAUCACCUUUGUUGUAAUCCCUUCACUGCCCUGGUUUUAGUGAAACUGCUGUAACACAGGGGGACACCGAUAAUGAUGCAACAUUUAAUUACUGUUUUCUCGUUUAUUUUGCUUUAACCUACUAAUAGUUUGUUUGAGCUGCUAAGUAAGGGUGAAUGGGUCAGUAAAUCUCUGAACCGGGUUUUAAGUCAUUCACUGCACUGCAUAUAAAUAAGACUUUUGUAAAAUAUUAAUUAUAAUGGGCAUUCAAAUAAGAAGGCCUUGGUGUCUGACACCAGUCCUUACAACACCUCUGACAACCCACUCCCCUAGCUUAGUAAUUUCCCUGUUUAGAACACCAAAGAUAAGGAUUAGAUACUACUCUUUUUAUAGCCUUGUUCUAGAUUUGUGCUUGAUUGAUUGAUAUAUUUUUUUAACAUUACUGGUAUUUCAAGAUACAUUGAUGGCUGAUAUUUUUUCACUUAAUUCAGCUGAUAUUCAGGAAAGAAAGCCACAAGAAAAAAGGUACUUUUAUUUGCGAAAGGGAAAAAAACCGACAAAGAUACAUUGUAAUACACAUAUAUCUGCAGAAGUAGUACUAAACAGAACUCAACAACACACCUCUGUGGGAACACAUUGACGUCUCUUCAGGUAGACUAUGCUUUCUGGGAAGCCUCUGUUGCUUACAGACGGUUGACAGCAGACCCUCUCUCACAACACACAUUUAACAGCUGAAAUUUGAAUUUAAAACAAUACCUCAGAAUUGUUCCGAAUCAUGGUCAUAAACUGGAACUGAGGGCAAAGAGUCAAAUUCUUCGUUUGACUUAACUCACUACUGUCGGUCCCGUUCUAUUGUCUCUAAACAAAUGGAUCUCUGUUCUUAAAUCACACAUCUCAAUGCAAGAGCCAACACCGUGUACCUCAAGUGAGCUUGCUAUUACUUUUCAGCAAUAUACCUUGACAUAGGAUGGUUUGCUGGGCAGCUUUAACCCAGUUACAUGUCUCCACCUUUUUCACUCAAAGCAGCACUUUUUAGCCACAAAUGCAAUAUUAGCCCACUUUUCAAUACUACCUCUGAUACGUACCAUUAACUCAACAGUCAUAUAAACAUUUGCUGCUAUAAUCAUGCAAUGCAGGUUAUUAUUAUUGGGUAGGUAAACAUUAAUUUCUGCAUUUCCCCCUUAUUUCUACUUUUGUCACCUAAUUUCAGCCAAGGAGACGAUACUUUUAGUGUUUUUCAGCAUAACCAUGUAAUUCCCCCCCCCUUUUAUGCCUUUACUCUGCUAAAUUUCUAUGUAAUGUACCAUUAACUUGAAUAUAUUUUUGUACCGAAUUGCUCAUAAGGUUUGUAAGGAUAAUUUUCUUCGAUAACACUACAUGACAGGAAAAAAAUAAUAAUUAACCGCAAUGUUUAAAUAUUACUGUCCAAGUUUGUACCUCAAAUAAUUUUUUUUAAGGAAAUGGACUAGUUGAUUGACAAAGACCUACCUCCAGACUAUAAAUGGAAUGAACUUGUUGUUUCUUUCAACAUUAGUUUUUGGGAAGAUUGAAACAUUUAGGACUGCAACAAAUCCCUGAUCAAAACUAUUUUUUUGUAAAUGAACUUUGUGGGAAAUGAAUGCAUUAAUUACUUUCCUAUUAAAAACAACCCUUCAAAGAAACUUGAAUCUUUGUAGGUGGGAGGCAACAAGCUCAGCUUUUUGCAUAAUGCAAUCACGAAUAUGUGCGUGUGUUUUAAAAAACUAGUAGAUUGUAUGCGAAUACUUUUCAAGUAUUUUCCAUGUAUUUUUCACAAAUGUGAUUUUUAAAAAAAAUAAUGUGUCAACCAGAUUUAUUUUAAAUGCUUCUUAUGUAGAGUUUGUUUAAUACUUCUUUCUCUUUCUCCUUAUCCCUUUCUACGUCUCUCACACAGCCUGCUUGUUAACAUGGUUUUACUAUUUGGGCCAGGGGUAGUUUCUCAGGAAGGCUUUCUUCAGUAUGACUCAAGUACUUAGCCAAAUGCAACUAAGGAAAGCUACUUCCUGGCUGCCUCACAAUAGAGAACAUUAAGACACAAACGCCUCACUAAGGAACAAGAGUACUUACUGCUGUGGAUCACCAAGGAUGGAAUUAGCGGCAGGGUAGGGGUGGAAUUGGCAUCCUUGCGUUACCAAGCUGCCUUAUGGGCCCUAAGUCAUGUCUAUUCAAGCUGUUGCCCGGGAUCAAAAGCACAGUGACUGUGCAUGGAGGCAUUUUAGCCCCCUGAAAAGCCCUUCACCUUUUCCAAAAAGAUUGCAAGGUGCUCUGGAGCAGCACCCCAUGAGGCACAGUGGGUUACUGUUUGAAGAAAUUAGCUAAUUAAUAGGGACACUGGGGCAGGACUUGAUAACAUGCUCUGUUACCUCUGUCAUGGAGUUUUCAGAUGCACACAGGCCACACUCCAAAACUCUUGUAAGUGUCCAAGGUGCACACGUAAUCCAUUCAGGAGGGGAGAAUUUCUCUUCAGUUUUAGAGAGUGUUCUGAACACAAAAACGGGAAAUCCCCGUGGAGAAAUGCAUUUGAGAGACUCGUUGAAGGGAAUUAUGUAGCCCUUGGCAGCGUGGUAUAUUCCCUGUUCUGGGGCAUCUGGAUUGGUGUAACAGCAUGAGACAAAACAAAUGUUAUCCGUAUAUGUGGGUCAGAUAUCAAACUCCAAGGGUCUUUACAGCUCUGAUGAAAUUAAAUCUUAUAUUUUCUGUAAUAUUGUAGAACAAUCAAAAUACAUUACUACCUCUCAGGGUCUUCUAUACCUCAUUUUUCAGACUGAAAAAAAACCUGCUUGUGACCACUGAAACAGAAAGAUCAUCAUAAAAAUUUAUAUAUAUAUAGUUUAUUUUUGUGGGAGAUAAAUUUUAUAGGACUGUUCUUUGCUGUCAUUGGUCACAGCUAAAUAAGACUGGACAUUAACCUUUCUGCCGUUUCUGCAAGAGGGAUGUGCUUGCAGAAGAAAAGUAUCAAGAUGUAUAACUACAGUUUACUUUUUCCUGUUUUCUUUGCCUGUCUCCUAACUCUUCGCUUUGUUAUUCAUAUAGAGUUUCUGACUACGACUGUACUUUGAAUUGCUUGCUUGUUGAACAUGUUCUUUUAAUGGAUUAUCACCGUCUGUUCAGCACAAUAAACAUAAUAGCCGCUGUAAUCCC